AUGGCCUCAAAAUGCAUGUGGGAUUUGAUAGCUCAGUACGGUAUGCCAGACAAGGUGCAAAUGUUACAAGAUAACUACAAGGAUCUUGUCCUACCUUACCCCACCCGGAGAGAUCACAUGUUCGAUAUCCGGACCUCCUGGUCUCUUAGAGAUUUCCUGGACGUUAUCAUGACAUGGUCUCCGGUGAACAACAUGAUAAAGAGUCUGGGAUUGUCGGUGGAGGAAGGAUAUGAUCACGUGACUGAAUUGAUGAAGGAGAGAGGUAUGACGGAACUAGACAUGAAGUCUGUGUACACGUGGUCUCACCGUGUGCUCUGGUUACAGCUAGUAAAUCUUAGUAACUCUCAAGUAGAUCGAGUUCUAAAACCUGGAGGUAUAGUUGGACUCGUGUGUAUUAACUUACCAACAUGUGUAGAUUCCAGCAGUAUGCACAAUGCCUCGACAUGCAUCUGGGAUGUUAUCACCCAAUACGGUUUGCCAAAGAAAGUAAGACAUGUACAAGAGAACUACAAGAAUCUCGCCCUACCUUACCCAAAUCGGAAGGAUCACAUGUUCGAUAUUCAGACCUCCUGGUCUCUUAAGAUUACCUGGACGAAUGUAGAUCGAGUUCUGAAGCCCGGAGGAAUAGUUGGUCUAGUGUCAAUUAACUUACCAAGAUGUGUGGAUACCAGCAGUAUGCACAGUGCCUCGGAAUGCAUUGACAACGUGAUCGCUCAGUACGGCAUGCCAGACAAGGUGCAAAUGUUAGAAGAGAACUACAAGAAUCUCGUUUUACCUUACCCCACCCGGAGGGACUACAUGUUCGAUAUCCGGACAUCCUGGUCUCUUAGAGAUUACAUCGACGUUGUUAUGACGUUUUCUCCAGUGAACAAUUUGAUAAAGAGUUUGGGACUGACGUUGGAGGAGGGAUAUGUUCACGUGACUGAUAUGAUAAAGGAGGAAGCUCUUAUGGAACUAGACAUGAAGAUGUACAGAAAAUUAUGUAGAAAGGAAGUGUUUUCUAAAUUUCGGGGAUCAUCCGUCUUAUCCAAGGCUAACUCUACUCAGGAAUCUCUUACUUCCACAUGGAACAAAAGGUGGGAACAGUGUAAAGCAGGAGGAGGAGAGAAGGCCACUCAGCGUCACGUGAUCAAAAACAAAAAGCUGCCUGUACGUGAGAAACUACAAAGACUCCUAGACCCAGGUACCCCCUUCUUGGAAUGGGGACGACAAGCAGGGUUGGAUCUGAGGUAUGGAGAUGUGCCUUGUGCAGGGAGUGUUGGAGGAGUGGGGGUGAUUGGGGGUGUGUUGACCCUGGUCAUGGCUAGUGAUGCUACUGUUAAAGGAGGAACAGUGUUUCCCAUCACCCUGAAGAAACAGCUUCGUAUGCAGGACAUUGCUGACAAGUUUAACUUACCCUGUCUGUUUGUGGUAGACAGUGGAGGUGCCUACCUUCCUGAGCAGGCUAAUAUAUUCAUCGAAGGUGGCAAAUCAUUCUACAGACAAGCUGUGAUGGCUGCUAGGGGUCUCCCUCAGAUAUCUCUGGUAUGUGGCUCCUGUACAGCUGGAGCCGCCUACUCCUCUGUCAUGCCAUCUCACUGUGUAAUAAUGAAGGAUAUUGGUAGUCUCUACCUCGCUGGACCCCCACUUGUUAAGGCAGCAACUGGAGAAGAGGUGACCGCCGAGGAACUGGGAGGAGCUGAUCUCCAUUGUCGAGUUUCUGGAAGUACAGACUACUUCGUUAAUGACUACGAUGAGGCCAUCAAGACUGUCAGAGACAUUGUACAUUUGCACUCAAAACUCUUUCCAGCUCCAGAGGGUUGGAGCGAGAAGGUGGAGGAAAAGUGUUCCUUUUCUUCUGAUGUGUCUCAGAUUGUUGCGGACAUCGCAGACGAGGGAAAUGUACUGAAAUUCAAAGAACAGUUCGGUGCUGGAAUCCAGUGUGCUUUUGCUAAAUUAGGAGGGUUGAAAGUUGGUAUCCUAGCCGGUGAAGGAGAAAUUGACGGGAAAGGUGCUCUCAAAGCUUCAAACUUCGUCCAGAUCUGUCAACAGACAGAUAUUCCUCUCAUCUUUAUACAAGGUGACGUCACAACUUCCUAUACUCGAGAGUUGGCUUCCUUGAUGAGAAGUGUUGCCAUAGCAACCGUACCUAAGAUAACACUGGUUACAGGGAAUGCUGCAGGGCACGCUUAUCUUGCUAUGUGUGGAGGUGGUCUAUUACCUGAUUUGAGUUACCAGUGGCCAGGAGCAAAAGUAACAUGUGAUGACGGUGAAAGUGAUGACGUCAGAUCACUUGACGCGUGGGAUUGUUCGUCCAACAUGGUAUGUGAUGACGUCAUACUACCAGGGGAGACGCGGGAGACUCUAAGAUUGAGCCUGUUAGCUGCAUUAGCUUUCAGAAACACUGAUCUGAGGACUGGGACUAAUUCUGUACUGAAGUUUUAGCGCGGCCCCGAUUUGUAUUAAAUUAUUAUUGAAACGAAUGUUUAACCUUGAUUUUAUGUGUUUUUAAUUAUCAAACCAUGAUUUGUAACUCAAAUGCAUGAAGAUUUGGGUAUAAUUUUCAAAUGUUUAACUUUUAUAGAAGUUUAAGGUAAAAUCUAUCUCAACAUAUAACUAACUAUAACCUUGUAUAAUCUUUGUCAGAUUUCAGUCAAGACUUGUCUCGCAUUUUAUUGUGCAUGAACACAGAUUUGAAUAUUUAAUUUGUGCUAUUUACUUUUAUAGUGACUUAUAAGUCACUUUCAACGAAGAUACAUCAUAAAAGGUGUUUAUUUUUACAUGUUAAUCAUGAUGUUUACAGAUAAUCCAAUUGAUAAUGGGAUAGUAUUUAUCAUUCGUAUGAA
This is a messenger RNA of Bolinopsis microptera, 2825 nucleotides long. RefSeq names its product methylcrotonoyl-CoA carboxylase beta chain, mitochondrial-like. Lineage: Eukaryota; Metazoa; Ctenophora; Tentaculata; Lobata; Bolinopsidae. Gene Ontology annotation, cellular component: mitochondrion; methylcrotonoyl-CoA carboxylase complex. The record is from RefSeq and is a predicted model, not a curated record. The transcript is spliced from 14 exons. Gene Ontology annotation, biological process: L-leucine catabolic process. Gene Ontology annotation, molecular function: methylcrotonoyl-CoA carboxylase activity. The coding region runs from base 1 to 2424 and encodes 807 amino acids.